Molecule: messenger RNA, 3105 nt
Organism: Perognathus longimembris pacificus (Pacific pocket mouse)
Lineage: Eukaryota; Metazoa; Chordata; Mammalia; Rodentia; Heteromyidae
Gene: Ppargc1b
Product: PPARG coactivator 1 beta
Biological process (GO): positive regulation of transcription by RNA polymerase II
Cellular component (GO): nucleus
Molecular function (GO): transcription factor binding; RNA binding
Source: RefSeq, a predicted model, not a curated record
CGGGCCGGCUCGGCGCUGACUCCGCCGCACGCUGCAGCCGCGGCUGGAAGAUGGCGGGGCACGACUGCGGCGCGCUGCUGGACGAGGAGCUCGCCUCCUUCUUCCUCAACUACCUGGCGGACGCGCAGGGUGCAGCCACUGGGGAGGAGCACCUCUGUGCCGACUUUCCAGAGCUCGACCUCUCGCAGCUGGACGCCGCCGACUUCGACUCCGCGGCAUGCUUUGGGGAGCUGCAGUGGAGCCCCGAGCACGCGGACACCGAGCCCCCCCAGUACAGCCCCGACGACAGCGAGCUCUUCCAGAUCGACAGCGAGAACGAGGCCCUCCUGGCCGCUCUCACCAAGACCCUGGAUGACAUCCCCGAAGAGGACGUGGAGCUGGCGGCCUUCCCGGGCCUGGACGAGGGGGACGCGCCUUCCCGCCCCUCAGCCUCGCCCGGCCCCUUGUCUGCACCCCCCAGCCCUGCCGCGGGGCGGCUCCUCGCCCCGGUGUCCGAGGUGGACCAGCUGUCCCUGCUGCAGCAGCUCCUCUUGGCCAGCUCCUCCCCCACGCCCACCUCGGACUCCCAGAAGGAGGGGACGGCCUGGCGCCACGCCGGCCUCCGCUCCCGAAGUCAGCGGCCGUGCGUCAAGUUCUGCAACACCCAAGACAGGAAGGCCCCCGCGCCUCGCUGCCAAAGCCGCGACUGUACCGAGCUGCACAGGCACCUGACCUCCGCACCGGCCUGCACCCCGGGCGGGGGCCCCCCGCCGCGUCCGCCGAGCCCCCGGCCCCUCGCCGGGGGGGACGAGGAGCCCGGGGAGGACCGUCCACCCCGGCCCGCGGCGGCCUCACCCCGAGACUCCCCGGCCCCCGACGGCGCCCCGGGCCCCCAGGACGCGCGGGCCGUGCUGCAGCUCAUCCGCUACAUGCACACCUACUGCCUGCCCCCGCGGAAGCGGCCCCCCCGCCGCCCGCCGCCCGCCCCCCGGCCCUGCGCGCCCCGCCCGCCGCGCCCCCCCGCCGCAGCCUCCUGGGCCGAGUUCUCCAUCCUGAGGGAGCUCCUGUCCCAGGACGUGUCCUGCGACGUCCGCAAGCCCUACCGCCUGGCCACGCUCUACGCCUCCCUGGCGCCCCGACGGAGGCCCGGGGCCUGCAGAGGGCAGGCCGCCCCGGCCCCCCCGCCCCCCGGGGAGGAGGUGAGGGUUGCGGCUUCGCCCCAGAGCUCGGGGCCCGGGCCCAGCCUGCGCCCGCUGAGGCUGGAGACGAAGGCUGACGCCAGCCCGCGCGCCGGGACGCACGCGGAGGAGGAGGACGGCCAAGAGGAGGAGGAGGAGGAGCAGGAGGAGGACGAGGAGGAGGACGAGGAGUGGGACAGGAAGCGGCUGGGCCGAGGCCUGCGGUGGAGCAAGCUGGGCCAGAGGGUGGAGAGCCCCGUGUGCCCCGUGCGGAGGUCCCGGCGGCUGAACCCCGAGCUGGGCCCCUGGCUGACGUGCGCCGCCGCGCCGCCGGCCCCUUCCGACCCCCGAGACGCGCCGCCGCCGUCGUGCGGGGCUUCCGGAACGUUCCGCCCCGGGGAGGCCGGCCUGGGCGGCCCCGCCGCGGACCACAGCGGCCCGCCGCGCCCCGCCCUGGAGCCCUGCGAGAGCGGCUGCGGGGACCCCGACGAGGACCCCGGCUGCCCGCCGCUCCCCUCCACAGACUCGCCCAGGUGCCUCAUGCUGGCAUUGUCACAAAGUGACCCUCUCAGCAAGAAGAGCUUCGAGCAGACCCUGACCGUGGAGCUCUGCGGCACGGCAGGCCUCACCCCGCCCACCACGCCUCCGUACAAGCCCGCAGAGGAGGACCCCUUCAAGCCCGACGUGCGGCACAGCCCGGGGCGGGACGCGGACCCGGCCCCCUCCCCGGCGGCUCUGCAGCCCGCAGCCCCCUCGGGGGUCACCCGCCAGGCGCCCGGCUCCCAGGCUGGCCAGAAGCGCCCCUUCUCCUGCUCCUUCGGAGACCACGACUACUAGGUGCUCAGGCCCGAGGGCGUCCUGCGCGGGAAGGUGCUGAGGUCCCGGGGGCCCUCGGGGCCCCGCGGGGGGAGGCCCGGCGCCGCGACCCCCGGCCCCCCGCCCAGGGACGGCACGCCGCUGCGAGACCACGAGAUCCGAGCCAGCCUCACCAAGCACUUCGGCCUGCUGGGGGCGGCCCUGGACGGCGAGGAGCCCGGCGCGUGCGCGAGCCCCGACUACGCCGCCGGCGACAGCGGCUUCCUCCUGGAGGAGGAGGAGGAGGAGGAGGAGGAGGAGGAGGACUCGGGGGUCAGCCCCCCUUGCUCUGACCACUGCCCCUACCAGAGCCCGCCCAGCAAAGCCGGCCGGACGCCCCGCAGCCGCUCGAGCUCCGGCUCCUCGCCCUGCCGCUCCUGGUCCCCGGACGCCCGAAGGAACGGCAGGUGGGGUGGAGGCGGCCCCUGUCCACUCGGAACCGGAAGCGUCCGGCACGCCAGGAAGCGGCGGGAAAGAGCCAUGGGCGAAGGCCGCGUGGUCUACGUGCGGAAUCUGUCCGGCGACGUGAGCUCGCGAGGGCUGAGGCGGCGCUUGGAGGCGUUUGGGGAGGUCGUGGAGUGCCAGGUGCUGACGAGAAGGGAGAGGGGCGAGAAGCGCGGCCUCGCCGCCUUCCGGUGUUCGGAGCCCGCGCCGCUGUCCCUGCGGCACGGAGCCGCGCCGAGGCGGCGCCACGAGCCCUCCCGGCGGCCGAGCUGCGGAGGACGCCGGCCGGCCCGCUGGCCCAGACACCCCGACUACGACCCCCGCGUGGAAGAGGCCCGCCCGCGCCCGGGAAAGAGCAAGUACGAAGCCAUGGAUUUCGACAGCUUGCUGAGAGAGGCGCAGCAGAGCCUGCACUGACGCAGCCUUAACCUCCGAGGGACACCGCAAUACCUCAGACAAGGCCCUUGCACCGUUUACGCUUUCGGAGGAAGAGUGUGUGAGGAGGAGAGCGCGCGUGCACGCGUGUCGGACCCGCGCGCGGGCGAGCCAGAGGCGUGGACCCGCCGUCCAUCCCUGUCAAGAAAUCAAUGUUUACAUUGCGCAAAGCUGCUGCUGUCUGUGAGUUCCCGUGGCGUGGACGUCCUCCUGU